This is a messenger RNA of Lepidothrix coronata (blue-crowned manakin), 4070 nucleotides long. It is a transcript of the gene ARHGAP40, whose product is annotated as Rho GTPase activating protein 40. The coding region runs from base 99 to 2006 and encodes 635 amino acids. Gene Ontology annotation, biological process: regulation of small GTPase mediated signal transduction; regulation of actin filament polymerization; signal transduction. NCBI's taxonomy places the organism in Eukaryota, Metazoa, Chordata, Aves, Passeriformes, Pipridae. Gene Ontology annotation, molecular function: GTPase activator activity. The record is from RefSeq and is a predicted model, not a curated record. The transcript has 16 exons. Gene Ontology annotation, cellular component: cytoplasm.
UGAGGUCGGGAGAGCCCCUUGCUCUCUCCUCCUCUAGUUCUCCGGCCGCCCUUGUCCGCAGCGCUGACCCCUACAGCACCAGAAAUUGUCCUUGCAAAAUGAGCCAGCUUCCUCCGAAGAGUCCUUUGGCAUCCCUGGUGUCAGAGGGCACGAAUUCCAGGGUAGAGGCUUUGGACAACUUGUCAAUGGACAGUUUUUGGCUAGAAGUAGAGAACAUUAAACAGAGCGCUGAAGCCGAGCAAGAGGAAUGCAGCCUUGCAGAUCUCAAAACACAAGAGGAGGGAGAAGCUGAAGCUGAGUGGCUCCAGGACGCGGGUCUGUCUGAGCUCCUCGGAGACCGUGGCUCAGACAGUGACAACCUCGUGCUGCUCUCCACCCUGACCCAGACCCAAGCGGCCGCUGUGCAGCGCCGGCUGGACACCUACUCCCGCUCCCGCCGGAGAAAGAACAAGCACUCUGUGCGUGAUGUCCGGGACAUUUUCGGAGUGGCCAGCUCGGAGGAGACAGCAGCAGAGAAAGAGGAGUCCAACCCAGAUCUGUUGUGGCAGAAUCUACAGACUACAAAUGCACAGAGAAAAAUUCGAGACAAUUUCUCCUCUGUAUCAGAAACCCAGGGUUACUCCUGCACAGUUCGAAACCCUGGAAAAGAGGAGACGUUCAACAUGGAUGUUGCCUACUCAGAGCAAGCAGCUGUCCUCCUCAAGGGAUCCUUCCUGUCUGAAUCUAGGAAGUUAAAGGAUGGAAAUGCUCUAACUAAAUUUAAGAUCCUCAAGGGCAGACUAGGAGUGACCAGGAUUGGAGAUCUGUCUGCUCAGGACAUGAAGAAGAUCCCCACACUGGCCCUCAUUGAACUGACAGCUCUCUGUGAUAUCCUGGGCUUUGAGCUGAAGAGAAACAAAGCAGCAAAACUGAAAACAACAGAGAAAAGGCUUUUCGGAGUUCCACUCAACACCUUGUUGGAAAAUGACCAAAAGCUGCUCCCCAACACCAAGGUUCCUCUGCUACUCCAGGCACUCUUGUCCUGCUUGGAGAAGAGAGGACUUGAAACAGAGGGCAUUCUGAGAGUUUCUGGGUCUCAGACCAGGAUCAAGAGUUUGGAACAGAAGCUAGAAAGGGAGUUCUACACUGGCCUUUUCCACUGGGAUGAAGUGCAUCAGAAUGAUGUGUCUGGGCUGCUGAAGAGGUUCAUACGGGAGCUGCCAGCCCCACUGCUAACAGCAGAGUACCUCCCUGCUUUUGCUGCUGUGCAAAAUAUUCCAGACCUGAAGCAAAGGUUGCAAGCGCUGAACCUCCUGAUCCUGAUUCUGCCAGAGCCCAACAGAAACACUCUAAAGGCUCUACUUGAGUUUCUCAGCAAAGUGGUUGCCAGGGAGAACAACAACAAAAUGAACCUCUGGAAUGUUUCCACAGUCAUGGCCCCAAACCUCUUUAUGCACAAGGGGCUGCCAAACAAGAUCCCUGAAGGGAAGGAGAAGCAGCUGGCAGAGGGAGCGGCUGAUGUGGUACGGAUGAUGAUACAUUACCAGGAUCUGCUCUGGACAGUCUCCUCUUUUCUGGUAGCUCAAGUGAGAAAGCUGAACGAGAGCAACAGCAAAAGGUACCAGUUCUGUGACAAGCGAAUUAAAAAUUUGUUGCGCAAGAUUCACGUUGAUAAAGAUAAGGUGGAAAAGAACCAGGCAGAGCCUUCGAAGAUUGUGAAAGUCCACGCAUCACUCCUCCUGAAGGACUCACUGGAGGUGCAUUUGAACAAUGCAACCAGGGUUGCAGAUGUCCUCAGGCAGUUUCAAAAGAACCUGUACCAGAAUGGCUGGAAUAUUGUUAACACUGUCAACCUCCUCAAGUGUAACAACUCAACAGAGUGCACAAACUUAUUUCUGUAUGAAGUGGGAGGUAAUAUUGGUGAACAUUGCCUGGACCCAGACACUUACCUCUUGGACUUGUACCACAUCAACCCCCAUGCUGAGUGGAUAAUUAAGCAAAACCCAUCUUUUCCUCGGAUGUUCUAAGGGAAAGAUGAGAAAAACAAAGCAUUUGGUUGAAGUUUUUGGAAGUUAUGGAAUGUAAAAGAAGAAAGGUCAACCUGAAGAUUUUAGAAAACAUCUGUCUAUUCUGGAUUUGCUCUUUUUUUUUUUUUUUUUUGGUCGGAUCCACCAUUUGGAGGAGAGACAGUCAAAUUGCUGCAGUGGUAUUAAGGAUAUCCCCUUGGUAAGGUCCAUGAUUGCCUGGUGCACAUCACCAGAAGUUGAGACCAUAGGUUUCACUAAGAGACACUGUUAUGUUCUUUGAAGAAUGAAGAAGGGUGUUUGCAAAAAGGCCAGGUGGAAUGUGAUGCCAACAUCCUGUAUUUAAUGAUUGCAGAUAAAUACAUACACAACAUAAAGAACAUAACUUUCCCUGCAAAAAAUGGACAGCAACCUUUCAGAUGUGCAGUGUGACAAGAGAGAUGUGUGUCCCAUACAGCUCUGCUGGUUAUGCAAAACCAAAUCUACAGGCUGCCAUUGAUGAGGGUAAAACAUGCAUUUAUUUUGCUGGACAACCUAUAUGUCAACAGAAAACAGGAAAUAUUCUGAAGUUAAUUUGAGGUUAGUAAUCUGACCUGGCCACAUAAACUGAACAUCUUUGUGGAGGAUUCUGUGUGAACAUGUCUGUCCAAAACAAACCAAGCCUCCCCUGAGAUGUGAAGUGGCUGAACUGAGAGGUCUAUGCCUGUGCCUGGUCACACAGUGGGUACUGAACUGAGCCUUCAUUGCUCCAGCUGCACAUUUCCAUCCCUCACAGCACAAUGUGGUCGCUGUGGGUGGAGAAUGAGGGUAGAGCAAAACACUUGCACCUCACAUUGCUGCUGCAUCAUCAUCAUCCAACCCCAGUUAAAAAGGACUCUACUCCUGGAGGAGGAGCACAGAAGAAUUGUAUUCCUUUGUGAUGUUACUGAAAUACCUUAUGUGAGGGAACCCACUGUGCAGUUACAGAGGAUGGAACAUGCAUCGUAUCCAGAAAUCCGGAUGUCUCUUUUUAUGUCCCGUUAUUAAACACUGUUGGAUAUUUAUUCCUGUGGCAGAGGCAGGGCUGCCCUGCAAGUGUAUGCUCAGAGUAUUUCAUUUGCCAAAUUCUAGGUGCACUAGUGACAAUCUCCAGUAUUAUUUCUUUUGUUAAAUGAAUUGGUUUCCAUUGCAAUCUGAAUUUUCCCCCCUCUCCUUUUUUUCCCCCGAGGCUGAUGUGUAGCUUUCCUUACUCUUUAUCUCAAACUCCUAGUUUCUGUUGUAAGGGCACUUCACUCUGUCUGUGUGGUUAAAUUCUUGUGGUGGUUAAGAUCCUAGAAGAACAGGUGAGCCAUACUCCAUAUUCUUUCCAGCCUGUUAUGAACAGUAUGUGAGUGGUGGUGAUAUCUUAAAAUUAUGCAUAUAUUAGAGAGUCUGUCUAGUAUUUUUUGGUUGAGAUGAUGCAGAUGCAUUGACUGGUUGGACCAUCUUCAUAGCUGUCUUCUUAAGAAAUGAUAAUAUAAACUUGCAAAAAAACCACCUCCCAACCCUGACCGAGAUCCCCGAUGUCAAGAAUUCUUGAGGGAGGUGCCCCUUUUAUGGGGUUUAAAUUGUGCCUAAAAGAGCCUGAUUGUUUUCCUUGAGGAUGAGAAAUUUGUGCCUUGAAAGAUCAAGCUGCUUUAAAAUGGGGCAUUAAAAAUCAAUGGUACCUAUUUACUCAUCACUUGUAGAAUUCUUUGUUGCAGUGAUGGAGUUGGCAAAGAGCGAAUGCCAGAAAUGUGAUAACUCAAGAAAUACCCAACUCAUAAAGGCAUGGGUGUGAGCUCAAAGAUCUUUUGCAGGCUAAAUUGCACCCCUGCAAAUCACAUAAUGCUGCAUUUUUUUUCCACCCCUCAUAUGCUGGUUUAUGAAACAUACUGUCAGUAUGUAUUGAGAGGUCACUACAUCACUGCUACUGUAAACUACAAAUGAUUGGGUUUUUUUGAAAACCAAACAAUGUGAAUCAGUGCUGUGAAAACCAAGGUUCGUGGGAGAUUCUUAAGAGACAAAUAUCAGGUCUCAAACAUGAAAGGAAAUGUAAAAAAAAAAAAA